CAGCCGUCUGCUUGGCUCGAUACUUUUAAAAAGCAACGCUGCAGAUUCGUUGGCAUCGUGUUUACAGGCGGAUUUCCAUCCCUCUCCUCUUCACUCCGGUCACACACACCGACCUUGUUUGAACCACCGCCGCCGUCUCCUCUCAUCCCGUCUCCUCCUCUGAACCACCCGCUGCUGUCUCAUGGCGCUGUAACUCUUGUGUGUGUUUGUGUGUGAUUGGUUGGGUGUUUUAUUUUCGGGUCUCGGACCAUCGUGCGAUGCCAUUACUCCCUCAGGACGCAGAUCGAUUCGAUAGGGUGUCUCUCCUCUACUGGACGAUCAUGGGCCCGCACGGCAUCAACCGACCUGUACAGAGGCUGGAGUUCUGUGACUGCAAGAAGGGACUGGGUGUGAAGAUAAUCGGGGGUUACCGAGAGCUGACAGGGGAAGAGUUCGGCAUCUACAUAAAGCGAGUGGUAGCUGGUGGGUUGGCAGCUCUGGAUGGGCGGCUUAAGUCAGGUGACCUGAUUUUAGAUGUCAAUAACAUCAGUCUGAUAGGAGUGACCAAUGAGAGGGCGGUGGAGAUCCUGAGGUCAGCCUCGCUCUCUAAUCACAUGUCCCUGCUGGUUGCCAGAGACGAUGAAUCCAGGAGGGAGUUUGCUGAGCUGAUGGAAAAGUACAGCUCCAAUAAUAUCACAGCUUCAGGACGAAUCUCUCCUACUCAGCUCUCCACAGGAAAGCUGACAGACACGGCCUCCUCCUCCUCCUCUUCCAGAUCAGAGAGCCCCCAGCUCCUCAGUCCUAAAGAGGGGGUCACCGCCUACACCCACGCCUCCCCUUACUCUGCCAACCCCCCCUACACUGUGCACACUCCCACGCACGCCUUCAGUGACAGUGUCAUUCAGUUGAUAUGCGUAUCCAAGGGAACAGGCCUGGGGCUCGUCAUCAAGGGCGGAGCUAACCGCGCAGAAGGACCAAUGGUGUUCAUUCAGGAAAUAGUGUCUGGAGGAGACUGCCAGAAGGACGGCAGGCUGCAGGUCGGAGACCAGCUGGUGUCCAUCAACAAAGAGUCUCUGAUUGGAGUGACAUACGAGGAGGCCAGGAGCAUCCUGACACGCACCAAACUCAGACCAGACCCCACGGUGGAAAUCGCCUUCAUCCGGCGGCGGUCUUCCUCCAGCUCCAGCAGCGGGCCUCACAGCCCCAUCUCCAUGCAGGGGUCUGGUGGUGGAGGUGGGCCCCAGACGAGGCCCCCAGGGCUGGGGGCCAUGCCUCCUCAGGCUGCCGUGGUCACCAAAAUCACCUCCAGCAGAAACCCUGCCAGUGAGACUCUGCCGGCGGUCAACGUCAGCCAGGUGCGAGUGUCUCCAGUCAGAACAGAGCCGACACGUGUGUCCUCCCCACCAGAGAGCGACAGCAUCACUGAUACAAACCCUGAGCCGACCAGCAGUCAGCAGCCUCCUCACAGGAAGUGCUCCCUCGAUACCAGCUGUCGCCUCAAACUGGAGAGGAUGGAGCAGGCUCUGGAUCUGCUCGGUCUGAAGCCCACAGACGCUCAGCGGCAGGCGCUCAGGUCCAGACUACGAGCUGAUUCAGCAGGGACGGUGGCCUUCACAGAUUUUGAGAGCCUGAUCAGGGAGCUGUUUAAGCCUCAGCUGGAGGAGUUGACCGUCAGCCAGCCAGGGUCGAGGUUAACGUCUGAUGACCUGUACAGUUUGUUGGAGUCACUGACCAACACACGGUCGUCACAGUCAGACUCGGAGGACCUGGAGGAGAUGGAGAGACUGAGGAAGGAGCACAUCGAGGCGCUGAGGGAGAUCAAGAGGCUCCAGGAGCAGCUGGUCGAGUCCCAGAGAGUUCACCAUCAGAUGGAGGAGGAGCUCAGCAAAGUGAAACAGGAGGUAAAACUGGGAGCGGAGGAGAGUCGUGCUCUGAGGACUCGGAUCCAGCUGGCCGAGGCGGCUCAGAAGCAGGCGAGGGGGAUGGAGAUGGACUACGAGGAGGUGAUCCACCUGCUGGAGGCUGAGAUCGCUGAGCUGAAGACUCAGAGGGUGGAGCAGCCGGCGUCGACCAACAAGGAAGAGACGGAGGAGCUGAAGAAGAGAAUGGCCGUCCUGGAGUGUCAACUACGGAAAAGCGAAGCUGCCAAAAAGGGUUUUGAGAUGUCAACGGGAAAACUGCUGAGUUUUGUGGAGAACGUUCAAGAGUUCCUGCUUGAAAGCCACGGACCAACAAAGAGCUACAGCUCUGGAGACGUUAAAGUUGGAUCGUCAUCAUCAUCAAGCCUCCCCCCUCGCUACAAGAAGAGUCCCUGGACGGCGGCCACACUCGCCCAGGAGGCAAAAGAGCUCACAAGGACUGUCAGAGCCAUCCUGGAGGUCGACUUGCUGACCUUCUGACCUUCUAGAGGAUCCAACUGUCAGCAAGGCUCUGAGACGUCUGCAGGACAUCAACAGCCAACCUGAGCUGAACCUGAACUCUCUUCCCUGACAACUCCUCAUCUCCUCAGUACCUGCUAGCAAUGGACUCAUGUCUUAACUCUGCAUGAAACACUCUUCUGUUUGCACAUUUAUCACAAGACAGUUUCUGAAUAGUCAAUACCCACCAAACAGUGGUUUUAUUCCAGUCUUUUAACCUGAUUAAUUUGGAAAAGGAAUGAUUACAUGUAUUUAAUUUGCUUUCUUAAAGGAUGUUCGUCACUCAAACUGACGUUUUGUCUGAAACAAUGAUUAGUUUAUCUUUGGAGAGACUUGAAAUAAGUUUCAACAGGUUAAAACACUGGAAGGAGAUCAUUGUAAAGUUGAUGGACUCCAUGAACGUUUAAAAAUGUUUGCCUAUUGGUCACUUUAUUAAUUACAGGAUGACAGUGUUGGCACCAAAACUGUCUGGCCUGCCUGCUAAAUUUUCAGGAUACGUGAUGUUAAAAAAUUUGUGCUGUUGACCAAAAGCUAACUCAACAGUUCUGACCUUUGAGGAAACUAAGAGACUAAGCCAUCCACAAUGGAGGAAGGUAUCGUAGCCACUGUGACAUCACUCUCUAGUUUGUGGAUUCCCCAAUGAAGCCUCAAGUUUGGCAGUUUGGCUGUCGCCAUCUUGAAUGUUUGGAGCUAAAGGUGACCAUAUUUGGACGAGAAAGUGGAGAUAACCCUAAUGCUAGCUGCUAGCCUGGUUAGCACAGAGCACUUACAGUUGUAGUUAACUGCAAUAAUUCCAAUGCAAAUCUUUAGGGAAACAGGUUUAAAACAGUUAAAACUAAAUAAUUUUACAAGAAAAACUGAAUAUCUGACUCCUGUUGGACAUUUUAAAGGGAUAGUGCACCCAAAAAUGACUCACCCAUAUGCUGAUGGAGGCUCUGGUGAUGUUUGAGAGUCCUCACAACACUUGCAGAGAUCCAAGGGGAGAGUGGGUAUGAAUUUUCUUUUUUGGGUGCACUAUCCCUUUAACAUGGAGGUCUAUGUUUGUUUGUUUUUUUUAGAAAAGAAAAAACUUAGACAAAAAGAAGAAAAAGAACAAGACAAAACAUAAGCUAUAUAUAUACACAAAUAAAUAACAUUACAUACAUUUAGCACAUGCAGAUGUAGUGAUGUAAUACUUAUACCAUUAGAGAAGAUAACAUCUUUGCUAUGUGCAGUUGAGAAAAGCAAAUCAAAACUAACACAAUGACAAAUAAACAAUAAAAACAAGAUAAUGCGAUGAGAACAAAGAUAAAAAUAAUAACAAAUAGCACACAAGAUGGAGGUCUAUGUUGACGGACCAUAGAUAUAUUAUACCUAGAUACUGGAUACCAAGAUGGCUACCGAGUUGCUCGCCUUGCGUAUACUGUACACCAAAAACAGAAACUUUGUCAGAUGGAGGGUAAAGUGAGCAAUGGGCAAACCGUUGGUGUAGUCCUUGCAGUGUACCCCAACCUCUGUGUCUGUAGCAUCAAUAAUACCUUCAUGUAACAAGCAAUAUAAAGCAAUAUGAAACUGUACCGUCACAACAUCAUAUGGUUGCCAUUUACUGUAGCUAACAAUCCAUACCAGAGCAAGUUAACACAACUUACUGUAGCUUUCUGUCUCACUACUCUCUGUUAUCCAGUCAGUGUUUAGCUUUGUGUUUGAGAGGCUGAACGCUCGUGUCUGUGCCGUAGAUUAGCCAACAAAUCAAAACAUCAUCAAAUAAUAUGAGAGGAGGAAUUCCCGAAACCCUCACUCACCUCCAAACACAAGGUCAGGAAGGAUGAAGGCAGAGGGUAAAGGAGCCAUGAUAUUCAUGUAGGAAUGUGGCCAUCGUGGUCUGACACCAGCAGGGGUUGAAGGACAGUUCCAGCCUGAUGGGACGCUUUAGACGCUUUCAUCAUGUGUGGAGUUAUUUGCUGUUUGUCCACCAUCUUUUUCUGAGUAAAUAUUGUGGAACAAGCUAUCUACAUAUCAUGACUUCUUCUUUGUAAAGAGAAGCUCUAACUGUGUCAAAUAUUGGUACGAUUUAUGGAUUAUUUCAAAGUGUAGCAGCCGGAAGAGUCUUUGUUCAGAUCAGCUGGGCUGUGACUGAUUUAAUGGAAUAAAACACAUGGUUUGUUUGAGAGGCAAAGACGUAUAAACGCACCACUUUAAGUCUGAAGAGUGUUUUGCGUUGAUUUUAUCACCAUUUCAUCACAAGUUGAUUAUGAAUUAUCAUCCCUGCACUUUUGUGAGAGAACAAA
This is a messenger RNA of Epinephelus fuscoguttatus (brown-marbled grouper), 4663 nucleotides long. It is a transcript of the gene stxbp4, whose product is annotated as syntaxin binding protein 4. Gene Ontology annotation, cellular component: cytoplasmic vesicle. The coding region runs from base 258 to 2378 and encodes 706 amino acids. Lineage: Eukaryota; Metazoa; Chordata; Actinopteri; Perciformes; Serranidae. The transcript is spliced from 22 exons. Gene Ontology annotation, molecular function: syntaxin binding. Gene Ontology annotation, biological process: regulation of insulin secretion involved in cellular response to glucose stimulus; insulin receptor signaling pathway. The record is from RefSeq and is a predicted model, not a curated record.